Molecule: messenger RNA, 1898 nt
Organism: Amoebophrya sp. A25
Lineage: Eukaryota; Dinophyceae; Syndiniales; Amoebophryaceae
Source: the annotation of a GenBank genome assembly
AGUUCUUGGAACGCAUACGCAUGACAUCACUACAUCAUGAAAAGUAGGUAAAACAAGUCCUAUUCCAAAUAACACGAAGAGCAUGUCUGGUUCAUCCUCCGGUGUUAACGCCUUCCGCAAGAGUCUGCGGAAGGCAGUUGACAUGCUGGUACCUAGUCGACUGAGGACUCCUAAUAAACAUCCGGAGAUACCCUUGAGCUACCUGUGGACACCAGAAUCAACGAGAACAAGACCCAGAACUACGCCGACAACUACACCUUCGUGGGUUAUUUCCUCGUUAUUUGGAAGGUCAGGAGCUGAGAAGAUAAGCACAGAAGCAGAAAGCGAAGCAUCCAGAACUCCUACGGGCUCAUCUACUGGCGGUGGAGGUGUUACAACAUCUAGUAAUGACAAAAAGGAACCGUCUUCAGAAAGCUCCUUAGCGGCGUCGUCAAGGUCAACGUCAUUUUUUCCUUUUCAGUCGUGGUUUGCGUCUGCGGCGGGAGCGAUUGCACCGCAACAUUUUCACCCUCCCAGCACACUAUCUCAGGAUGAAGACCAUCUCCUUGAAUCAGCACGAGCAUCAACCGCGAUAAGCAAAAGCACCGGUAGCUCCGGUUCUGGUGGGCCAGGUCAUUCAGGAGGUGGCGGGGGUGGAGAGAAAAAGCCAACGAAAAAACCAAGAAAACGAACAAACCAGGAGAAGGAUGAAGACGGCCUGGACAGCACUCUUGAAACUUCUAGUAUCGCUCGCGGACAACCGCUUGAGGAACGCAAGAAGGGAUUUCUAGACGCAUUGAGAAAUGUUGGACUUCUGCGUCCAGCAGAAGCGUUAUCAUCUUCCCCCGGCCCACCAGGAGGAGCACUCCUGGGCGUGCUCGGGAAUACACGUGGGAUCACAUUCUUCGUCCCAGAACCAGAGAGCGUGUCCUCCCUCUCAGACGAAGCAGAUAGCAGAAGAAGAGAACCCCUGCACCGCCAACAACAUAGCUGGGCUGCACACAUCACUGCAGCUGAUGGACAGCACCCUGCUAGUAAUAUUAGUACCCCUUCAUCAUCUCACUCUAGUUCCUCCUCACCUCCACCUCCAACAUAUCCAUAUAAUCAACCUUCACCUUCACCUUUACCCUCGUCGUUGCGUUUUUCCUUCAUCUGGAACGAAAUUGAUGCCGAAAUUUCAGCUGUUUUCACUGACGCGACGGUUCCGAAGGUGUAUGAGAACUAUAGCUGGCACCGAUUCCACAUCGAGAAGGAACUGGGGAUUACCAACCUCGCAGGGCUCCAUGCUGAUACUAUGCAUAUGGCGAGGCUCUCUGGCGGUAGUAGUUGUGUUUCGACUACACCUGCUGCAGCCUCUGCGACAAGUGCGGGUGAAGUGGAGCAGGUGGAAAAUCUCCAGAUGAGUGAACAAGAUGACAUCAACAAGGAGAAGAUAACAGGCGGUUCGUCGUCCUCAGCUUCGUCAGCCUCUUGUUCAACAUCAAGCACCUUUACCACUACAUCUACACCAAGAAAUAACAAAACCACCACCACCUCAAGCAAUAAAGACGUUCUUCAACGUUUCUCCACUCUGAAACGAGAAUUGCAGGGUAUAAACUGUCGAGGCGAAAGUUUCUAUGAGCUCUAUCGGGAAUACUGGCUAGAUUUUGCGGACGUCUUGGCGGAAAUCGAAUCCCGUGGUGUGGGAAUCAACGUGGAAAAGCUAGAAACAAUCACGAAAGAUGCGAUGAAGAUAUGAAGAAAAGUUCAAGUUGUGUAUAUAAUUAAGGAGCUCCUUGAUGUUGUUCGUUAUCCUUAUUUGUUAAUUAUCUGUUCUCAAUCUCAUCUAACUCCCGACCGGGAUGAAGCAGAGCGACGGUUUCGUCAGUGGGUUUUCGAUACCAUGGCUAAGAAACGACAGGAAUGCGUCGAUGACUAUC